Venustampulla echinocandica is the source of this 1980-nucleotide messenger RNA. Its product is annotated as Sec1 family protein. Gene Ontology annotation, biological process: intracellular protein transport; vesicle-mediated transport. The record is from RefSeq and is a predicted model, not a curated record. The transcript is spliced from 4 exons. The coding region runs from base 1 to 1980 and encodes 659 amino acids. Lineage: Eukaryota; Fungi; Ascomycota; Leotiomycetes; Helotiales; Pleuroascaceae. Gene Ontology annotation, cellular component: fungal-type vacuole; CORVET complex.
AUGGCUCCUCAUGCUGGGUUUGAUACCGACCAGAUAAAAGAGAAGUUGAAGAAAGAUCUGCUGUACUUGCUAGAGGGUGUCCGUGGAAAGAAGAACUUGGUAAUUGAGAAGGACCUGGCUGGACCAAUAGGCAUAUUCGUCAAAUUCUCGACUCUGCAGGACUACGGGGUUGACAAGGUCUUCCUGCUGGAAAAUGGCAACGCGGAUGUCAGUCAGCGAAAUGUGGUGUUCAUCGCCAGAGGGGAGUGUGCAAGGCAAGCUCAAUCAAUAGCCGACCACAUCAAGCGUAUGCAGCGCGAGAGCCAAACUGGACAUGAAUUCUCGGUAUUCUGGGUGCCUCGACGAACUCUUGUUACUGAGAAGAUCCUCGAAGAAGCGGGCGUUUUGGGCGACACGAACAUCGCUGAAUUCCCUCUCUAUUUCCUUCCCCUCGAGCAGGACUUGCUAUCUCUUGAAUUGGACGACUCGUUUGCCGACCUUUAUCUUCGGAAAGAUCCCACCCCGAUAUUUUUACUGGCACGUGCGUUAAUGCUCAUCCAGCAGAAGAAUGGUCUUUUCCCGCGAAUAACUGGGAAAGGUGACAAUGCCAAGAAGCUCGCAGAUCUGCUUGCGCGAAUGCGGCGGGAAGCGAUCGCUGGGGAAGAUUCCAAUGAAAGCAACAAGCUAGGCCUUACGCCGAGCACGACUAUCGAAAGUUUGAUUGUCAUCGAUCGCGAAGUCGACUACACUACUCCGCUACUCACUCAAUUAACAUACGAGGGAUUGAUAGAUGAGGUUGUGGGGAUUCAAAACAAUCAAGCCGAGGUUGAUUCGUCUAUUGUGGGAGCUGCUCCUCAGCCUCCACCAGGAUCAUCGAAAGCUGUGGGUGCGGCACCCGCACAAGCAAAGAAGAGAAAGAUUUUACUAGAUUCUUCAGACAAGCUGUACCACCAGCUAAGAGACGCCAAUUUUGCGAUUGUUGGCGGUUUACUGAACAAGGUGGCCAAACGCCUGCAGACGGAUUACGAAAGUCGGCAUGGUACCAAGAAUACGGCAGAACUUCGAGAAUUCGUGAACAAACUCCCGGGUUAUCAAGCCGAGCAACAAAGCUUAAAGAUCCAUACUGGGCUCGCGGAAGAGAUUACGAGGCAUACUCGCACUGAUCAGUUCAGUAGGUUGCUUGAGGUGCAGCAAAACCUCGCAGCAGGUGCCGAUCCAGCCUCUCAACAUGAUUCAAUUGAGGAGCUUGUUGCUAGAGAUGCGCCUCUCAUAGAUGUCUUGCGAAUUUUGUGUCUAGAAUCUUGUAUUAGUGGUGGCAUCAAACCCCGCGAAUUGGAGAAUUUCAAGAAAAUGAUCCUGCAGGCGUACGGCUACCAGCACAUACUCACGCUUGACGCCCUCGAAAAGCUUCAGCUCCUCCUUUCGCGAACAUCUCCCAUGGCUACAAUGAUCCCGAUGUCAGGAGGUGGGGUGCAUACUGGCACGAAGACGAAUUACACAUAUUUGCGCAAAGCUCUUCGCUUGAUAGUGGACGAAGUCAAUGAGCAGGAUCCAAAUGACAUUGCGUAUGUUUACAGCGGCUAUGCGCCAUUGUCGGUGCGCUUGGUUCAAUGUAUCCUACAGAAGCAAUAUUUGACGUCGAUCACUCGAGGCGGACAUGCAAACAAUGCUGGCGUGGUCACUGGUGGAGCAGCACAAGGCUGGCGGGGUUUCGAGGAAGCCGUUAAGCAUGUCCGCGGACAGACAUUUGACGAAAUGCAGAAGGGGGAGGACAAAGCCGUCAAGGCUAGAGCUCUUCUCACUGGUAGCGGGGAUAAGAAGACCGUUCUCGUAGUCUUCGUAGGUGGCAUAACCUUCACCGAGAUCGCUGCUCUGAGAUUCAUUGCCAAAAAGGAAGAAGCACGAAAACAAAUAGUGAUAUGUACGACUUCGAUAAUUAGUGGAAACAAGAUGAUGGAUGCGGCGAUUGAGAAGGGUUCCUUUGGGAAGAACAGUAUAUAG